Molecule: messenger RNA, 183 nt
Organism: Suillus subaureus
Lineage: Eukaryota; Fungi; Basidiomycota; Agaricomycetes; Boletales; Suillaceae
Exons: 2
Source: RefSeq, a predicted model, not a curated record
AAUGAGUCCCUCGCUUGGUUCUGGUCCAUUGAAGUGGACCUGGGGGGUCCAGAUCACUUGUGGAAUGAGGAAUUUUACCGAGUUCAUUGGCUUCAGGCAAAGGCCCUAUGGGAUCGAUGGAAGGAAGAAAUGACAUUGGUCCAAUUGGAGCAUUUCAGUCAACCACUUGAAAGGACCUCUUAG